UCUACAGCUCUACAGUCUACCCUUCUGUUCUGAUUCUUGUUUUAGGAUUCAUUUCUUAAUGGAGACCAGAGAUCCAAUGCAUUUGGAAACUGAACCGGCAACAGCCUCCACUGCCACAUCUCAGGCUUACAAAAAUGGAGAGCCAGGACUCCACAGUUUUCAGAGUGAUCCAAUACACCAUAAUGAGCUGAUGCAUUAUGAGGGAUCUGGCUAUGGUCACAAUCCUGUCCUAUACAGGCCAGUGUCUGUCUUUCCACAUCCAGCAGGGUACACAUCCAGUAUGCCGCAAUUUUACACUAGUAGAGGCAUGGCGAAUGCUACUACUGUUAUGCCUGAUCAAGCCCAGUUCAAUUUGAUUCAACGACAACUGUUAUAUGGAAAUCCCAUAAGCAUUGGACAUAAUUUACCGGUAAUAUACCAUUCUCAGGGUCAAAGUAUUGGUGUCCCAGCUGGUUACAACUUAAUCCCUAAUGCAGUUCAAACUGGGUACCUUUACCAUCAAGAACAAUUGUUUGGUAGUUUACAUCCAUGGAAUACAAAUUACAGAUUUCCUGGCCAUGGCGUUGUUCAUAAUGCUGCAAGUUCACACCAGAAUUUGGUUGGUGUCUCAUUGAAUUCUAGCUACGUACAUGGUUGGCCUGGGAUGAACAUCAACCCUGGAAUGAUGCAUGGCACCAAUCCCAGAGCCAAUUCAACCCCAUCAAAUCUUCCAGUGCUACAAUGCCAUUCACGGCAACAUUUUCCUGUUCCAGUUGGCAGGGCCCUUGGUCUAGAGUAUCACCUAGGUGCAAGACUAAAUGAAGAUUCUAAUAGGUGCAUUCAAGAUCCCACCACUGGUUCAAGACCAUUGAGUCACAGCCAUGGUGGUUUGUCUCCUAUGGAUCUGGCUAGGUUCUCUAGGGUGGGUUUGACAAAUACUUCUCUUUCAAGGAUCCCCAAUGAACAGAAUUCUUUUGAACUACAACAUGCUCAUGAGAAUAUCAUCAGAAUGUUGCCAACUGAACCUUCUGCAGUUCUGCCUACAGUUUGGGCCAGACAAAGCACCAAUAUGGAAAAUCCAUCAGGUGAACACAGUCAAGCUCAAAGGAACCAGCUAGACCACUUCAACCAAACUUCUGUUCCACCUGUUAGGAGGAAUACAAAGCAAACAGCUUCAGCUUCUGGCCAGGUUUCAUGGAAAAAGACCUGGACCUGGCCUUCUAAUAGGAUACAUAAACCAUCCAAGGGAAACGUUUAUCAUAUCAGCUGGGAUGGUUUUGAUAAAUCCUAUCUGCCAGUUGGCUUGAAGUGUAAUUUUUGCAAUGGGGAUCUUGGAUAUACACCAGUAAAGAUCGAAUCCAAGCCUCCUGUUCUUCCUGAAGUUUCUGUUCUUUCUUGUGGCCAUGCCUUCCACUCCGAGUGUUUCCAGCCUCUUAUACAAGAGCCAUCUGCAGAUCCACCAUGCUACAUAUGCGCCCUUGGCAAACCUUGAAUAUCAUCAUCAUCAUCAUCCAUUUUUACAAUUUUUCUUCAAAAUUUCUCAAAUGGCUUUUGUAUAUCAGUUCUUUGAUUCUGUAUUAGAUAAUAGGAAAGGGGAAUAGUAGAAUUAAAAUAGGAAGGGGUAACUUGAUGCAAGCUCACAUUUAGAAGAACAAAAAAGAAAGCAAACAUAUGUAGUGUACAAGGGUGUGUAUAUAUAGCUAUAGAACCUGGGAUUAAACUAAUAUUGCAUCUCUGGCUUUAUCUACCAUGUUUUCUGAUGA
Messenger RNA from Vitis riparia (riverbank grape), 1742 nucleotides. RefSeq lists its product as uncharacterized. The transcript is spliced from 4 exons. Lineage: Eukaryota; Viridiplantae; Streptophyta; Magnoliopsida; Vitales; Vitaceae. The record is from RefSeq and is a predicted model, not a curated record. The coding region runs from base 59 to 1471 and encodes 470 amino acids.